Messenger RNA from Folsomia candida, 840 nucleotides. RefSeq lists its product as uncharacterized. Lineage: Eukaryota; Metazoa; Arthropoda; Collembola; Entomobryomorpha; Isotomidae. The transcript has 2 exons. The record is from RefSeq and is a predicted model, not a curated record. The coding region runs from base 178 to 798 and encodes 206 amino acids.
UCAAUGUUCCCAGGGUGAAAUAUUUAUUUCCAUUCCACCAUUGGUCAUUUAUUCGCCAUCAAUCACCCAGAAAUAUUCACACAACGAUUCAAAAAAUAAGUAUCCACAUACAUAGUUAUCCAACUUUGUCCUCCUGACGAUAUUCAAAUUAAUUUCUUCUCCUCUUAACAUUGAGCCAUGGAUACAAGAUCGACUCUAAAAUCUCAGUCCGUCUUGGAAAAUCCGAUCAUUCUCUCCAACAUUUUUGCCCAUUUGGACACCCACUGUGCCAAAUUGUUCCGCCAAGUCUCCAAUAUUUGGAACACCAUCGGAGCUACAGUGCUCGGAGCGAGGAUCAUCCUCCAAAUGAAGCAAGGGUCCCACCUCCACAAGUUCACCACACUGGAAGAAAUUCAAAAAAUCAACCCUGCCGUUCUAAGACGAAUCUCAGUAAAAGGCACAAGUGACUUUAACCCGUUCGAACUUCCCACGUCGUCCUGGUGGUGCCAAAUCAGGGAAAUUUACCUCGUAAUGGUUCCCGAAAUUUGGCCAGCACUCGUAGAAACCCUGGUGGCUCACGGGCUCCCAAAUUUGGUCAGGUUGGCCCUAACAAAAUCACGUCAUGACCCAGCUAUCCCCAAUUUUAGACCAGUGCUCCUCAGAAAUCUGAAAGUAUUUGAGUUCUACCAGAAUGGCUAUGAAAUGCAUAAAGUGGACACCAAUCUGCAAACCAUCAUCGAUUCAGCGCCAAACCUAACUGUUUUGAAAAUUCAUGCAGCCUUCUCCACCAGAUUUGGGAAAAUGUGCGAAAACGCUUAAAACUUUGGAGUGGAUGGCCGUGGGGGAUACUACCUUUAGGUG